AUGGACUACGAUCGCAACGAUGCGCUCCUUCACUGGCUAUUUCGCCAAACCCAAGGCGACGCGUGGUUUCGCCCCAACGAGGAGAAUAUAUCUUCGGGUGUUGCACUGAGAAUAAGUGAUGCCGCAAACGCAUCUUCGCCUGAAUUCCGUGUCUUCCCUUACGAAAACGCGAGCCUGGAGCCCUUCGAGACGGCCGUGUGCGCGCUCAACCCGGUCGUGGCAGUCAAAGUGCGCAGUGCGGCUGUGCAUGCUGCGUUGGCGGAGGUGUAA
Psilocybe cubensis is the source of this 270-nucleotide messenger RNA. RefSeq lists its product as uncharacterized. The transcript has 2 exons. The coding region runs from base 1 to 270 and encodes 89 amino acids. NCBI's taxonomy places the organism in Eukaryota, Fungi, Basidiomycota, Agaricomycetes, Agaricales, Agrocybaceae. The record is from RefSeq and is a predicted model, not a curated record.